GGGAACUUGUUGACAUUGAACCGCCUACAUAGUGAUAAUCCGAAACUUCUUUGUGUGAUUCAUCCGGAAUUCGCGAGAAUGGCUGGAAAUGUGAGGAGAUUUUACGACCUGACAGCUAAACUGCUGUUUGGAGAAUGCUUCAGUUUCUCUGCACUGAAGGGUAAAGUUGUUCUCAUUGAGAAUGUGGCGUCUCUGUGAGGAACAACAACCAGGGACUAUACCCAGAUGAACGAGCUCCACAGACGGUACUCAACCAAGGGCCUCGUUAUUCUGGGUGUGCCCUGUAAUCAGUUUGGACAUCAGGAGAACUGCAAGAAUGAUGAAAUCCUAAGGUCUCUGAAGUAUAUCCGUCCAGGGAAUGCCUUUGAACCCAAAUUCAAGCUCCUUGAGAAGGUGAAUGUAAAUGGGGAGGAUGCCCACCCCUUGUUUGUAUACCUGAAGGAAAAGCUUCCGUUCCCCUGUGAUGAUGCCAUGGCUCUCAUGACUGAUCCAAAGUUCAUCAUUUGGAGUCCCGUCUGCAGGAACGAUGUCUCCUGGAACUUUGAGAAGUUCCUGGUCGGUCCUGAUGGGGAGCCCUACAAGCGCUACAGCAGAAAUUUCCUCAGUAUUGACAUUGAGGCAGAUAUUAAAGAGCUACUGAAGAGGGUCAAGUAAUGCUGUGGGUGGCUGUAAGGGAUAUCAGUUAUAACCAGCCCGGCCAACAAGUUUAAUCAGUGGCCUUACUGUUUGUUUUGGGUAUUUCAUCAUGUUUUUCCACCUUCACAAGUCAAUUGCAACAUUGUGACGCAUCCAGUGCAGUACACUCUGGUUGUUCAGCCUAUUUACUCAAUGAAGACACUCUUGGAAACCUUUUUUGCGUGGGGAGUUUCUGAUGAGCAUGUAAAAGACUGACACUGCCUGACUGUAUAACUCAUGCAUUGGGUAGAGGAGAAAUAAACAUGUAAUGUCAAA
Anarrhichthys ocellatus (wolf-eel) is the source of this 951-nucleotide messenger RNA. RefSeq names its product glutathione peroxidase 1a (gene gpx1a). Gene Ontology annotation, biological process: hydrogen peroxide catabolic process; response to selenium ion; response to hydrogen peroxide. Gene Ontology annotation, molecular function: glutathione peroxidase activity. NCBI's taxonomy places the organism in Eukaryota, Metazoa, Chordata, Actinopteri, Perciformes, Anarhichadidae. The transcript is spliced from 2 exons. Gene Ontology annotation, cellular component: cytosol; mitochondrion. The record is from RefSeq and is a predicted model, not a curated record.